AUAAAGUGAACCGGUUCUUCUUUGAACAUGUUUUUCUUCAAUUUUAAUAUUUCAGUCCUUCAAAGGAGCAAAUCUUACCCUAAAAAUUGUUAAUUUUAGUAAAAUUUUGUGCAAUUUUACAAAUUUUGUUGCACAGUGUAAAAUUGACGGAUGCGACAUUGGUACGCUUAGUCGACGAUUUUAUCAAAAUCUCCGGGUGGAUCAUUUCCAAUGUGGUUGAUUUUUCUUAAAAACUGUGAAAAUAUCCUUGAUCCUGUAUAAUUGGUUGUUAAUAUGGAUCCUGGAGUGAUCAAGAGACUCGAUGAAGUUGUUGUGAACAAAAUUGCUGCUGGUGAGGUUAUCCAACGACCGGCAAAUGCCCUCAAGGAGCUCAUUGAGAAUUGCUUGGAUGCCAAGGCGACGCACAUUGAGGUGACAGUCAAGUGUGGUGGCAUGAAGAUGCUGCAGAUCCUGGACAAUGGUACGGGGAUCCGAAAGGAAGAUCUUGGGAUUCUCUGUGAACGCUUCACGACAUCCAAGCUGGAGAGAUUCUACGAAUUACCCACAAUAUCCACUUAUGGUUUCCGUGGAGAAGCCCUGUCCAGCAUCAGUCAUGUUGCCCAUUUAAAGAUUCAGACAAAGACGCGGGAUUCUGUUUGCGCCUACAAGGCUCAGUAUGAGAAUGGAGUGCUGAAGGGUCCUCCAGUGCCGUGUGCGGGGAAUCAGGGAACAAUUGUCACAGCUGAGGAUCUCUUCUACAACGUUCCACAGCGAAAGAAUACCCUCCGGACGCCAAAUGAUGAGUAUCAGUUGAUCUAUGGUGUGGUCAGCAAGUAUGCCAUCCACAAUCAUCGUGUUGGUUUCAUCCUCCGGAAGUUUGGUGAGAGUCCUGCCAUGCGAACAGCCCCUAAUUCGGAACUUCUGGACAAUAUUCGAGUGAUUUAUGGGAAUUCCGUGGCUUCUGAGCUCAUUCCCAUUGAUUUCACGGAUCCUUCGCUAAAAUUCUCCGUCAAGGCACAAGUUUCCAAUGGAAGUCAUGCGAUGAAGAAGGGAAUCUUUUUGCUUUUUAUCAAUAAUCGCCUUGUGGAUUGUGAAGCUCUCAAAACAGCCAUAAAUGAACUCUACACCUCCUUCCUGCCAAGUGGAUCGUACCCAUUCAUCUAUAUGAGUCUCAAUGUGGAGCCCCUGUCGCUGGACGUCAAUGUCCAUCCUACAAAACACGAAGUUCACUUCCUGCAUGAAGAUUCGAUUAUUGAGAAAAUUGUCCGGAAGAUUGAGGAGAAACUCCUCGAAGGGAAAGCUUCCAAGACUUUCUACACGGAAUCUCGGCUGCCAUCGCAGAGCAAAGCGUCAGAAAGCAAAUCGGAGAAGAAAUCUUCCUCGGAAGAGCCCAAGGAGCCCAAGAUUGUCCGGACAGACACGCGAGAGGUGAAGAUUGAGAAAUAUCUCAUGACGUCCCUUUCCCAGUCCGUCGUGCAAAAUAUUCCGGAAGCAGAUGGGAAGAAAGAAGGGAGAAAGGUGACAAAGUUGACAAGUAUUCUGACACUACGGAAAGCCGUGGAGGACAGUGCCAGCAGAGAGCUGAGAAAGAUCAUCAGAGAAUCGAGUUUUGUGGGUGCUGUGGACAGGGAACAAUUCCUCAUUCAGUGUCAGGAUAAAAUGUACCUCUGUGACACCCGGAAGCUCACCAAGGAGCUCUUUUAUCAGAUCUUUCUCUACGAUUUUGAGAACUUCGGGAAGAUUGAACUGGAAGAGCGUCUGAGUCUGGAGGAAUUGGCACAGGUGGCAUUGGAUAGUGAAGAGAGUGGCUGGACAGAGGAGGAUGGUGACAAGGAUGACCUGGUGCAGAGAAUUGUGGAGAUUCUCUGCGAAAAAUCCCCCAUCAUGAAGGAAUAUUACAAUCUAACGAUAAAUCGCCAUGACAGGACGCUGGAAACCCUGCCGCUCCUUCUACCUGGCUACACACCUCCCAUUAGCCAUCUAGCAAUGUUCCUCUUGCGUAUAGCCACGGAAGUUGAGUGGGAAAGCGAAAAGGAAUGCUUCGAGACGUUGAGUUCGGAAUUGUCGCGAUUUUACUCACAAAUUGAAUUCUUCCCACCAGAAGAGGAAGUCUAUGCAACAUUGGAACACAUCCUCUACCCUGCCAUGAAGGAAUAUCUCAUUCCACCUGAAGAUUUUGCCUCAAAUAGAGCAUUCCUGGAAGUUGCAGCUCUUCCGGAACUCCACAAAGUUUUCGAAAGAUGCUAAAAUGUUAAUUUUUCCUAAAUUAAAGUUUAUUUUUUCACAAAAA
This is a messenger RNA of Lutzomyia longipalpis, 2269 nucleotides long. It is a transcript of the gene Mlh1, whose product is annotated as DNA mismatch repair protein Mlh1. Lineage: Eukaryota; Metazoa; Arthropoda; Insecta; Diptera; Psychodidae. Gene Ontology annotation, molecular function: ATP-dependent DNA damage sensor activity; ATP binding; mismatched DNA binding. Gene Ontology annotation, cellular component: MutLalpha complex. Gene Ontology annotation, biological process: mismatch repair. The record is from RefSeq and is a predicted model, not a curated record. The transcript is spliced from 2 exons. Bases 274 to 2226 code for a protein of 650 amino acids.